Messenger RNA from Cloeon dipterum, 2007 nucleotides. Its product is annotated as KIF-binding protein. Gene Ontology annotation, biological process: microtubule cytoskeleton organization; central nervous system projection neuron axonogenesis; neuron projection maintenance. The coding region runs from base 98 to 1921 and encodes 607 amino acids. Lineage: Eukaryota; Metazoa; Arthropoda; Insecta; Ephemeroptera; Baetidae. The record is from RefSeq and is a predicted model, not a curated record. The transcript has 8 exons.
UUAUUGCCAUAAGAGCAACAAAAUUAAGCCGAAAACCCCGAAAUUUUCGUGGUUCGAAUUCUCCAGCAAAGAAUCUAGAUAUCAAGAUUAAGUGGCCAUGGAGUCACCGCUGAAGAACAUUCCUAUGGACGUGCAAUUAGAACUGCAAGACAAAUUUGAAAAGGUGUCGAAGCUUUUGAACGAAGAGAGCAAGCUGGACCCACCUAACAACCCGUACAGGUCUAAGUACAAAGCACAAGCCAUCCUCAAUGAGAUGAAGACCUUAAUCACGUACCAUAUGGAUGACCUGGCGUCGGAUGAUGCGGAACGCCCUAGAAUCCACGCAAUGUUAGGAUCGGUGCUCUUGAACCUGGGUGUAACAUCAUUGGAUGUCGAGGAGCUGUCAACGGGCGAAGAACAACUCAACAACUGCAUUGACACAAUGGAAGAAUUCAGAUUACACCCGCUUUGCAUUAUUUUCGUUCUAAAUGCACUAAACCAACUUGGAAUUCUCUGGUCCGAGCGUGAUGACCCCAAAAGGUCACUGGAGCUCUUGGGAUUGGCGGAACAAACAUACAAAGACUUCAAGGCAGACCAGCAAGGUGCCUCAAAAGCUGCUGUGUCUCCGUAUGAUUUGUUUUCCACCAGUGACAAAAAGGAUGACGGGGAGGAAAACUUGGAGAAAACCCACACUCUCACUUUGUACUACCUGGCUCAGGUUUAUGGAACUCUGGGUCACACCUUGAAGUCUGCUCUUUACUGCCACAACACACUAAGGAGGCAACUGGAGAGCAAGGAAUUUGACCCAAUUGAUUGGGCCUUAAACUCUGCAACUCUGUCGCAGUUCUUCGCGACGCACAACGGUUUCAAAGAAGCAAGACACCACUUGGCUGCAGCUCAGCUGAUACUUGAUAGACACAAAGAGACCUUGGAUCAACAAGAAGAAUCCACGGAAGAAAAGGAUGCAAAAUUAGAGAGACUGAAUCACAGGAGUGCUGAUGUUUCCCGUUGCUGGGCCAAAUAUGGACUGAAUUUGUUGCAGAUGUCUCAAUCUAGACUUGUUAGACUUUCCAAUGAGGACGCACCAGACAGUAGAAUGCCCCCUUGUGUAGAAGAUGGAUCGCUGACCCUACGGAACCUUGCUGUCAGCUCUUUAAUUUCGCCAGAUAAAGUGGAGAAUUUAACAUUUCCCUCUUUGGAACUUGAUGUGCUGGAGACAUGCGUCACUGACAAACCCGCAAACGUGUUCGAAGAGGCCCGUCCAAUAUUUUUGAAUGCCAAAGAUUGGCUUGACAAAGCGAAACAAUACUACACAAUGGAAAAUCACGCAUCAGAUGCCGUUGAGAUCAUGCAAGACACUAGUAGGCUUUACCAAAGCUUGAUUUUCUUUGAGGACGAUGAGGACAGGCAGAGUAAAAUGCACAAGAGACGGAUAGACAUUUUGGAAGAAGCUCUAGGACAGCUCAACCCUCAGUUUUACUUGCCUAUUUGUCGACAGCUGUGGUUUGAACUGGCAGAAACCUACACUGAAAUGUUUGAGAUCAAACGGCAAAAAAUGAGGAGUUCCGAUGAAGGGCCAACCCCCCACUCCUUGCAUAAGAUUAACCAGCUUGUUGCCAAAGGAGUUCAGCAUUUGAAUAAUUUCAUUCAGUCUCUAUAUGCCAAAGGAACAAAGUGUUUGCCAGAGGUUAUCCAAGAAGAACUGGUCCGGCCAUUGUUGCUUGCCUUUUUCUAUUUGGGUAAGCUGUACCGCGAAUUCAUUGUUCCAGAGAGGGAAGUGCAAUUGAGAAAUCUAAACAACAGUAUUGACGCUUACAAGUUCAUUGUGACAUACUGUGAUAAGCACGAGAGUGCGAAAAAUCUGAUGAGCGCCGAACUUGGAAUAUGCAGAGAAAUGCUCGAGUUGCUGCCACUGAAACUGCGCAGAUUGAGCGAAGCAUAAACAGUCAACUUUUUCAUUUCAAAAUCAUUUUAUUUAUAAAUCUCUGGAAGUGUAGUCAACAUUAAAACAAUAACUCAUUGCAGCAA